Molecule: messenger RNA, 2016 nt
Organism: Fonsecaea multimorphosa CBS 102226
Lineage: Eukaryota; Fungi; Ascomycota; Eurotiomycetes; Chaetothyriales; Herpotrichiellaceae
Exons: 2
Coding region: 1-2016 (671 amino acids)
Biological process (GO): regulation of transcription by RNA polymerase II; DNA-templated transcription
Cellular component (GO): chromatin
Molecular function (GO): RNA polymerase II cis-regulatory region sequence-specific DNA binding; zinc ion binding; DNA-binding transcription factor activity, RNA polymerase II-specific
Source: RefSeq, a predicted model, not a curated record
AUGCCGUGGUCCGAGAACAAGGACAAUACUGACGAUGGGUACAUAGAUACGCGUGAGAGACCCUUCGCUUGCGAAUGUGGCCAGGCGUUCACCAGAAAGGACCUGCUCUCGCGUCAUCUCAGAUUAUCGCAUUCUCAACUCAGUGAUGUACUGUCAGGCAGGGACGAGGAAGACCAUCCCGAACCGAGCAGGCUGCACACGGAUGAGACGACGGGCGACGACCCGGACCUCCUUUUCGAUCCCCAGCUCUUCAUGCAAGACAUAUUACCACCAAACCUGUUUGACUUGGACGCUAAUUUCCCUCUCCCCUCCGCCCAAACGCGUCCUCCAUCACCUGGAUCAAACGACUUUCCCCGGUUCAGCUCCCGUCUACCAGACUUAGACCGCGCAGAACGCGAACGGAACACGGACGAGGAUCAUAGCGGAGCUUUCUCGGAUUAUACGACUAUCACACCAUGGUCUUUCUCCGAAUCCGCCUACGAGGGUUUCUGUCUCGAAGUCGAGUCCUACUCGGCAGUGCUUCCACAUGACUGGCACGUACCGUCACGAAAUGCCUUGAGCCGCAAUCUGGAAUCAUACUUCCGCUGUGCUCAAGAAAACCUUCCUUUCCUUCACUCCGCGACCUUCUCCGUUGCAAAGACGGACGUCGAAUUGCUGCUCGCUGCAGCCGCUAUGGGAGCCUUGAACCGGUUUGAGACAUCCUGUUCCUACUGCUUAUAUAAUAUGGCGAAAGCGAUACUUUUGGAGAAUCUACGUCGGCAGGACUUGGAAUUGUCCACUCUCAUGCUACCAGGACAAGAUCAUGCCACUCUUCAACGGAGGAAUGGACUUGGGAAGAUCCAAUCGCUCAUCCUUCUCGUUGCUUAUGCGUCAUGGGCGGGAAAGGACAUCCUACCAGACGCAAUUUCCCUGGGAGGACGAUUGAGCGUGCUGGUGAGACAGCAUGGGCUCUCGGAAAUGCAUGACUCGACGCACGUUGACGGUGAGCUGAUGGAUGUCGCUGAGAGAAAAGGGGCCUGGUGUGAGUGGGUGACUGCUGAGGAGCGCAGGAGGACCUUGCUCUCGGCGUAUGUGCUUCUCAGCCUGCACAGUAUCGCCUACGACAUCCCGCCGCAGCUCUUGAACCGUGACAUGGGCGUCUUGCUCCCCAGCUGCGUGGAGCCAUGGAAGGCCACCAAUCCGACACAGUGGCACCGGAGCAAUGUUUAUCCUCAAUGUCUGUUUCAACAAGCGUUCCGCUCGCUUUUUGAUGGUAAUGUAUCUCCGGUUUCUUCGUUUGCCAACUAUGUCCUCAUUCACAGUUUGCUUCAAGAAAUAAGCAUCUGGAAUGGUGAUGUGACUGUUGGACGUCUCGCUAAGCCAGAGACGGCGAACGCCUUUGAGACGGCCCUGCGGACGUGGCAAUCAUCCUGGGAGCUCACCCACGAGUCCACCCUUGAUCCUCUAUCAGAGAAAGGACCGCUAGGGCUCAACGCAACUGCCCUGCUUCGGCUGGCCUAUAUUCGAUUAAGCUCCAACCUGGCCCCGUGCCGGGCGCUUUUGACCAGAGAUAUCAGCAAUCUUGUGGUUCAAAGAACCUGGAUGAAGAGCCCAUCAGCUCAGGUGGAUCGAGCCGUUCUUCACGCCGCGCACGCUUUGAGUAUUCCAGUGCGUUUGGGCAUUGAACUGGUGACCCAUACCCGGUUACCAUUUCGAGGCAUCGAAAAUUCGCUGAGCAGCCUCGAAUGCGCCUUACUGUUGAGGGACUGGCUUGUCAUGGUUGCGACAAUUACCAGGUCCUGCGGUCCAGACGCAUUGCGCAAGACGGAGCGCAAGCUUCUGGACAUCGUCAGUGGAAUCAUCAAAGAGACAUCUCUGGCAGACACGCUGGACGUUCAGGAGGACGACUCAUCGCGCUACCAGCGCAUGGCAACGACAAUAUUAAGGCUAUGGGCUCAAAUAUUCCAAGGUGUCCAUGUGCUUGAGAUUGACAGGUUCAUUGGCUCUGGCCUUCGACUUCUGGCAGACGCUGCUUAG